UUGUUACAGUGGAAUAGAUGGUGCAUGCAAUUCAUACAAAGGGGUGGAUACAAAUACUUUCCUUAUCCUUUUUUGUUUCCCCUCCCCUGAAUACAGAUUACUAUUAUCUCAGCUUACACAAAACAAGACCAAACUAGCAGUGACUAUAUCACUAAAUAUGGCUGAAGCUAUCCUCAGCUUCAGUAAAAUUAUCAAACCUAAUGCUCCCACUUCUUGCCUUCAAACAACUAGACUCGACUUAAACUCUUUAUCAUCGAAAUCACUCAGGCAGUCCUACUCGAGUUCUGGAUUUAGCCAUGGUUGUCAAAAGAUUGAGGGCAGCAAGAACAAGAGAGCAGAAUUACAGAAAAUGAGAGCUUUGCCAGAUUUAACACUGAUGGCUGUACUGGUUGAGCACAUGGAAGGCCAGAGAGACAUGAUCACCCACAAAUCUAUAUGGCACCUCAGUGAUGUAGCUAUGAAGAAUGUUUAUACUUUUUACAUCAUGUUUACAUGCUGGGGAUGUUGCUUCUUUGGUUCCACAAAAGAUCCAUACUAUGAUUCAGAGCAGUACAGAAAAGAUGGAGGAGAUGGAACAGGGCAUUGGGUAUAUGAAAAGCAAGAGGAUAUAGAAGAGACAGCUAGAGGAGCACUGUGGAGAGAGGAGCUGAUUGAAGAGAUUGAGCAGAAGGUUGGAGGGCUCCGAGAACUGGAAGAAGCUGGCAAGAAGGAGGAGGAGCUUGUUCGUUAGCCAUGUACAUAUUACAUAUAUAUGAGAACAGAUCAAGUUCUCAGUCUCUUCUAACUCCUAAUAUGUGCAUGCUUUUGAAUAAUUAAUCUUCUUGAUAUAUAUGUAAAGAGCAAGCACAGUUGAAAUUUGUUUGCGCACAGAUGUAAGGAAAUCUUAGUUUCACAUAGAUGUAAACUUGUUGGGCAUA
Messenger RNA from Daucus carota subsp. sativus, 917 nucleotides. Its product is annotated as photosynthetic NDH subunit of subcomplex B 4, chloroplastic. Gene Ontology annotation, cellular component: NAD(P)H dehydrogenase complex (plastoquinone); chloroplast thylakoid membrane. Lineage: Eukaryota; Viridiplantae; Streptophyta; Magnoliopsida; Apiales; Apiaceae. The coding region runs from base 158 to 730 and encodes 190 amino acids. The record is from RefSeq and is a predicted model, not a curated record. Gene Ontology annotation, biological process: photosynthetic electron transport in photosystem I. The transcript is spliced from 6 exons.